AUGCCUUCAUUUCCCACAAACCCGCUUGUGCGGUCCAGAGAAGAUGGUCUACAAUUGAGCUAUCGACUUCCCCAUCGCAUCCAUGCAGCCAAAGGGUACCCGCUGCGAGCUCCCAACGGCUCUUCGAUCAUUAUUUAUGGCUAUGACACUGGAUUGAAAGUGAUAUGGAGGGGAGGGAGACACUUCUCGGAACUAAAAGUGCCCGAACCGGUGGCACAGCAGAAGAAUGCCGCGAAUAGCGGAGGCGACUCAGUGAUGAUCAUUGACUCCGAUGAAGAAGAGGCCGUCGAGGAACCACCAAUAGUGCAAGAGCCUACAUAUGAGUUCCUGGGAGAGGAAACUGAGGUUGACCCUGCUUUUCCGUUUGAAGCGGUCUUGCGACAAAUCGAUAUCCCUUUGGGAAGUCGAAUCCUUGACCUUGCGGUCCCGCGUGUUCAUCCGGACGCAGCGCGGUCAUCUCUUGAUCCUUUCCCCCCUAUUGCUAGGAACAUGAUCGUGGUGUCGGCUGUCUGCUCAGAUCUUUCGACGCGAAUCGUGACCAUACCAAUCGUUCCUCCCCACCCUGCACAAACCGACUUCCACAGCUGGGAGAUUCAGACGGUCAUGAUCAACGGAGGUGUCACCCACCAAGACAUUCCACGAGGUGUGUCACUUACGUUCACCUGCCAGGAUACGGAAGAGGAGGAUCAUGGCAAAUCUCGCAGCCGUGUCGGGAGGUCGGAAAAAUGGGAUCUGCUCAUUGCGACACACUCGGCCGAAGGAUCCGGUGUUCUCUUGCUCCAUCGCAUUCCAAUCCGAGAGGAUUCCUCUGGCAAGGGCACCGUAUAUCGCCUAUCUGAAGAGGAUAUCGUCUCUCAGCGCCGAGCACUGGCUGCACCAGCUCAAAGAAUUGCAUUCAACCCGUCCACAUAUCCCUCAAUCCGUCAUUCAAAUCUACUUGUUGCGUUUCACAGCGGUUGUGUAAAGGUAUAUUCAUGCUUCUCUGUUCAGAAAUUGUCCAAGACUGCGCGUCGGGCUUCGAUCCCGCAAGAGCCCCAUGAUACCGUUGACAGUGAGGGUCGAUGGCUCAUCAGCUUGUACCCCGGCUUUGAGCAGGGUUCUACGGGGCUUACGCGACGAAAGACUAUUGUUGAUGCCGACUGGGUUCUUGGUGGUCGAGCCAUUAUGAUUCUUUUGGAAGAUGGCGAAUGGGGUGUUUGGGAUAUUGAAGGCGCUGGUCCUGGAACCGCGAAGGGUCCGCUGCAUCGCCAGUCCAGCGUGCAGGGUGUGACUGGGGGCUCAUUAACCACAUAUGCUGUUAGCGGACGUAUUGUGGCUCCCCCUACCAACACCCAGUCUGACGCUGAGCAUCGACCACGAUUUGCCCCCAUGACGCCGUCGACAAAACGUGUUCGGGAGGAUACGCUCCUCAAGGGGUCCAUGAACGCCGCGAGUCCCUCUCUCCGUGGGCAAAUCUCAGUGCUACAAACCAACUCUUUAAGCGACACCCUUCCUGAUGAGUCCAUUCUGGUGCGACAUGGUCGUCACAGCGCUGUUAUUCCGAGUUUGCUUUCUCUCUGGCGCAAUGCGGUGCGUGCCACUGGCACGUUUGAUGCCUCGAACCGGUGUCGUGUGACGCCGUUCCAGGAUGUGAAUUUGAUGGGCGAGAAUUUCCAGGCUAUCGGUCACCUUCCCGCCCCUGUUCGUGGUUCCAGAGCUGCGGAGUCUCAACCAUUUGACGUGCUUGUGGCGGCGGAGCAUCACAUCAUGAUCAUUGCCCCCCGCCUAGCUGAGUCCGAGGAGGGUACUGCUGCUGUAGCACACGCGAUCAAACAGGAAACUGCGGCCGAAGCUGACCAGAUGAUGCUGCAACGAGGCGAGCUGGAUGUGGAAGGAAUGGGCCGGCUGUUAAACGGCAUGGCGAACGGGACCGGAGCUCUACGCAUGGGCAGUCCUGUGAAGCGGACGCGCAUCUUUACUUGA
Messenger RNA from Penicillium macrosclerotiorum, 1962 nucleotides. RefSeq lists its product as uncharacterized. The coding region runs from base 1 to 1962 and encodes 653 amino acids. The transcript has 2 exons. Gene Ontology annotation, molecular function: protein binding. The record is from RefSeq and is a predicted model, not a curated record. NCBI's taxonomy places the organism in Eukaryota, Fungi, Ascomycota, Eurotiomycetes, Eurotiales, Aspergillaceae.